AGAACCCCUAAUAACGAAUAAUUUAUGUAAUAUACUUGGUUUAAAACAAACUAUAUUUUGAGCUGAAUUUGGAACUGCAUUUAGAUCUAGAAGCAAACUAUAUAUUAGUAAAAAAUUUACUGUAUUCUAAACCCUGUUUUUAAAAAAAAAAAUAUUUUAAUUAAAAAAAUAUAGUUUUUUGUCAAAACUAAAUUAAAAAUACUUUAGGUAAAACGGCACAAAAUUGAUUUUAAAUAUAAAUUUAAAAAAAAAUGGCCAAAAAGACAACAGCUCCUAAAUUACAAGAAGAUAUACAAACCGAUGAGGAACUAAAUACAUUUUUAGAUAGACCAGGCUUAUGUGUUUUAGAUAUAUAUUCCGAAUGGUGUGGUCCCUGUUUGGGUAUGGUGGGAAGUUUAAGAAAGCUUAAAUUAGAUCUAGGAGGAGAUAAUUUAAGUUUUGCCAUAUGUAAAGCGGAUACUGUAGAAGUAUUUAAAAGAUUUAGACGUAAAAGUGAACCCACCUGGUUGUUUGUAACGAACCACAAAGCUGUAAAUAUCUUUUUUGGUACCGAUGUACCCAAACUGUUUUCCCUAAUCUAUUCUGAACUUCGUUUAGUUUCUUUAAAAACCCGAAAUUUUUAUGAAUUAAACGAAUAUCAGCCUAUAGAGUUACAACGUCUUAAAAUCAAAGAAGAAGCCAUAAAUAAGGCCUUAGCAUUGGAAUUUGAGAAAAAAGAAACCAAACGUUUGAAUUAUCUCUACGAUGUCACUAAUACCAUAAUGGAAAAUUUGAUUGAUAUGGGUGUUACGAUCUUUGGGCCACAAGUUAAUCGUGAUUUAUUAAAAAUCAUCCUGCAAAGAGGCGAACAAUUAAAAAUCCAAUGCAAAGAACGCAAAACGGUGGUGCUUACCAGAGAACACUUUCAAACUAUACACUUUGAUUGUCCCAAUCCCAUAAGAGAUGAAGUUUUGGAACAAUUAGAGGAUAAAGAAUUGUUUAUUUGCUAUUGGAAGGUAAUGGGAGAUGGUGAAGAUGUUGCUAGAAUAUUAAAACAAUUUGCAGAAGAUUUACAAAUGUCUCACACUGAGCCUACGGCGGAUGAAACUGAAGAGUCGGUACUAUUGCCGGCCAUAUUGCAGCCACUGGAGGUUAAAAUUGAAGAAAAAAUUGAAGAUUCUCAAAUGUCUUUAGCUCAAUCCCAAGAUAAACUUCUUACACCCCCUGGAUCCCAAGAUUUACUAGGAUCUUUGAGGGAAUAUGAAGAAGACAGCAACGAAGAGGAAAUUUAUUAUCCUGCAUUAGAUUUAGAUUUUCCUACAGACUUUAGAGACUUCGAUGAACAGCUGUCAGAUAAAGAUGAAGUUGAUUUGUUUCCUGUGGUAGUAAAAAAGAAAACUAAGACCAGAAAAAUUAGCAUACCACCCAUUUGGACUCCAAAUAAUCAACGCACUCAUGCCGCCCUAAUAUACACGUAUUUCCGUAAUCAAACGGUUACAUUCUUACCGCCAGAUCCAAAACCUGAACCACCAUAUGUUAUAAUGGCUUUUGAUGUCUAUAAGAAGAGAGAUUUGAUUCUACAUGCCGAACGUUAUAGGAAUGAGGUACCCAUGUAUGGUUUCUUUACCAGUGAUGAUGCAGAUGAGGCUAAAUUUAUAACCAAUUCUUUGGAGAAGUAUAAAGUGCAGACAACCAACGACAAGAUCGUCUUAAAAGUUAAAAAGGCCACAUCUCACACCAUGCUGCAAUUGGUUACGUAUGGACCCAGCUACGUUAGUCCUAAUCUUGUGGUAGCACAAGAUGAAGUCUUAAAAUUUUUCCCACCCACCUAUAAAACUGCCGAACAAGAGUUACAAGAAGAACGAGCUAAUUUGGCAAAAGAGACGAUAGAAAAACAAGCAAAGAGCAUUAAAAAACAAAAGACACCGAAAACUAAAGAGACAAUUGAGAUGAAAAGACAUUCUGAUAAACUUUUGGAAACUCAAGACCCUAACACUUUAGUUGAGAGAGCUUUAAGCUUGAAUGGUUUGGAAGUGGCUAAUGAAACAAUCGUUCCUGAAGAAAGUCCUGCUGCUGCUGCUUGAAACUUUAACUUUUAAUAUUAUUUUCCUAAAUUGAAAAUUUAGUCUUUUACAAAAUUACUGAUCGUUUGUGAACUAUAAAGAUUAUCUGAAUAGUUCUCCAAGUUAUUUUGUAAAGAAUUAAAUUUACAAUUUAGUGGAAUAUACAUAAUAUCCAAUUUAAAAAAGUGUAUAGUUCUUUGAAAGGUUCAAAAUGUAAAAUAAAAAUUUGUAAAGUGAAA
Molecule: messenger RNA, 2281 nt
Organism: Lucilia cuprina (Australian sheep blowfly)
Lineage: Eukaryota; Metazoa; Arthropoda; Insecta; Diptera; Calliphoridae
Product: thioredoxin domain-containing protein 6-like
Exons: 6
Coding region: 252-2063 (603 amino acids)
Source: RefSeq, a predicted model, not a curated record